UAUAUCUACGUUUCUUUGCCUUUAACUUCUGAAAAUCGAGCAUCACUUGGGGGAAAAUGCCGCUGCACGAGCACUCGCCAACCAAUAAUAUAAAUAUGUAUAUUUUAUACAGCACAUUAUUCUAUACGUUUGAACGAAUUUGCGGCCAUGUGGAAGCCUGGCAAGCCUGAUUUAUACGAGAAUAAUGGCGGCACUGUUCUGGCCAUUUCCGGCAAGGACUUCGUGGUCAUUGGCGGGGACACACGUUUGAGCAGCGGCUGUGCAAUUCUCUCGCGGACACAGACCAAGAUGUGUCCUCUGUCCAAACAGAUGGUGGUGGCGGCCGCAGGCUGCUGGUGCGACGCCGUCUCGCUGACUAAUCUGUUGAAGGUGAAGCAGCAGGGCUACGAUAGCCAGCACCACAAGGUCAUGAGCGUCGAGUCCAUGGCCCAGAUGCUCUCCGUCGUCCAGUACCAGCGACGCCAUCUACCCUACAACGUCUCCCCCAUUUUGGGUGGCAUCGACCAGGACGGCCAGGGGGCCGUAUUCUCUUACGAUUGCAUCGGCCAUUUCUACCGUGAAAGCAGCCGUGUUGAGGGGACAGCCGUCGGCCUACUGCAGCCGGUGCUGGACAAUCAGAUUGGCUACACUAAGAAGGAUCUCCUUGAUGAGGCAUCCGAUGAGCAGCCGACGCUAACCAAGAAGCGUGCCCUGGCCAUCGCCAAAGAUGCCUUCAUCACGGCCGCGCAGAGCGACGUGUUCACCGGCGACUCUGUGAUUAUCAAUAUAAUUACAAAGGAUAGCAUUAAGUCAAAAACAGCAACUCACAAAUGCUCUCCAGCUGCGUCACGGGGAAGUGCAUCAACAGCGACAGGAUCAACUGCAACAUCACCUGCAAGGCGAAUCACUUCAAGUGAGGCCUUCAAUAUGUGCAUCAACAAUUGAAAACAAUGCGACGGGGAUUCGACUGUCCCGAUGGCUUCGAUUAGAUGAACUCCACCUGCCCGCGGAUCACAAAUGCAUGCAAAUGCUAUGGCUGGGACUGCCACUCGAAUGCAUCAACGAGUGCGGUACCAACGAGUCGGAUCAGAUGUGUGGGGCUGUUCCAUCGAAGAUCUUCUGCUGCGACGGCCAGUACAACUGCAUCGAUGGCUCCGCUACUGUGGUGGGCUUUUUCCAGACGGACGAUGUCUUUGACACCCUCAUCAGGCGCAAGGACACGCUGGCAAUCAUGAAGAUUACAUUCCGAAAUUUCAGUUGUAAUGAAAAAUAUACUUUUAUUUCACUUUCAAUGUUUGUGUUAGCAGUUAAUAACAAUUUCAAAUUAAUUAAAAACUAAUCGCGCGUUCGGUUCUUCCGCUUGGAUGUUUGCGUAGUUUCGUUAAGCAUUCAUUCAUAACAAAAUACAAUAAUUUAAAAUAA
This is a messenger RNA of Drosophila miranda, 1401 nucleotides long. Its product is annotated as proteasome subunit beta type-1-like. The coding region runs from base 148 to 924 and encodes 258 amino acids. The transcript is spliced from 3 exons. The record is from RefSeq and is a predicted model, not a curated record. Gene Ontology annotation, cellular component: proteasome core complex. Lineage: Eukaryota; Metazoa; Arthropoda; Insecta; Diptera; Drosophilidae.